Messenger RNA from Paramacrobiotus metropolitanus, 8580 nucleotides. RefSeq names its product talin-1-like. Gene Ontology annotation, molecular function: actin filament binding; integrin binding; structural constituent of cytoskeleton. The record is from RefSeq and is a predicted model, not a curated record. Gene Ontology annotation, biological process: cell-cell adhesion. Lineage: Eukaryota; Metazoa; Tardigrada; Eutardigrada; Parachela; Macrobiotidae. Gene Ontology annotation, cellular component: ruffle; plasma membrane; focal adhesion.
CUACGCGCGUCCAGUUCCAGAACGGCAAAUGAGGCCAACUUUGUGGUUUCCUUCGCUGAGCGCGUUUGAUCAUUCAUUUUGGCUUAUUCAUCAUACGUAUGUAUUUGUGUGCAUGCGCAGCCCAGUAAGCAGUUCACAACCAGACCAAAUUAUCUGAUAGAACCAUCAUAAGUUUUGCGCAGUAGUGGGCAGAUCUUUGAACACUCAUCUUGUGUUUACAAGGAUCUUUACAAGUUUCUUCUUGGCUGAUCAGACGAUCGUAGCGUUUGCCGAUGUGUGUUGCACUGUUUUAAUUAUCAGCUAUCAAACAUUCGUUUUGUGCUUUGUUUUGUUACAUCUGUGACUGCGUCUGUAGUAUACUGGGAUGCUGGAUUGUAUGAUCUGCAAUUUCGAUGUGAUGAUAUGAUUCUUCUGUUUUUCAAUUGGCGAAUGUGCAGUAGCAGGCGCUGUUGAGUGAUUUUAUAACAUCUCCGUUGAGGCCAGAAAUCAAGAUGAUGCUCUCACUGAAGAUUCGCCUGCCUGAAGCAAAUUCGACCAAAACUGUUCCGCUGAACUCCAGCCUGCUGGUAUAUGAUGCGUGCAAACUGAUACGUGAACGUUUCCAAGAGUUUGCAAAUCAACUUGGGAAAGCCUCGGAUUAUGGUUUGUUUCUGAACGACGAAGAUCCUCGUAAAGGAAGAUGGCUGGACCCCAAUCGCGCUCUGGAAUUUUACCUUUUGCGGAAUGGAGAUACACUGGAAUAUCGCAAAAAGAUACGGUCUUUGAAAGUACGCAUGCUGGACAACAGUGUAAAAACGCUUAUGGUUGAUGAAAGCCAGACGCUGAAGAAUCUUCUUCCCAUUAUCUGUGCGAAAAUUGGUCUGACUAACUACGAUGAGUACGACUUGGUACGCGAAAUUCGAGAAGAAGAGAAGGAAAAUGCUCGGAGGUUCAGCGAGACGGGCUCGACUACUGGAACGUUGAAAAAAAGUGGAACUUUGACUCGCGAUCGCGAUCAGAAGAAGAUGGACAAACUCAAACAAAAGCUGGCCACCGACGAUGACGUUUCUUGGGUUGAUCAGUCUCGGACAUUGAUACAACAAGGUGUCGAUGACAGUGAUGUGCUGUUGCUGAAACGUCGUUAUUUUUAUUCCGAUCAAAAUGUGGACGCUCGAGACCCCGUACAGCUCAAUCUGUUAUAUGUUCAGUGUCGAGACGCAAUCCUAAAUGGAACUCACCCUGUAACAGUGGAACAAGCGCAACAGUUUGCUGGGAUUCAGGCACAAGCAGAAUAUGGCGACUACGACGAAUCUCGUCGUGCUAUUGAUAUGAAACCAUUUAUGCCUAGGAAUUAUGGGAAAGUAAAAGGGAAUUUGGCUGAUCGUCGUGUUUAUGAUGAAUGGAAUAAACAGCGCGGAGCAAAUGAUUUGAUGGCCAAAGUGGCUUAUAUUAAACUUGCACGUUCCUUAAAGACUUACGGCGUGACGUUCUUCCUGGUGCGAGAAAAGCAGAAAGGGAAAAACAAACUGGUUCCCUGCUUAUUUGGAGUCACGCGCAAUAGUGUUUUGCGACUCGACCAGCAAACGAAAGAGACCUUGACAACUUGGCCGUUGACCCAAGUCAAACGUUGGGCCGCUUCGCCUAAUACCUUCACGUUGGAUUUUGGUGAUUAUGCGGAUGCGUAUUACUCCGUAGAAACCCAAGAAGGCGAACAAAUUGCUCAACUCAUUGCCGGUUACAUUGAUAUUAUCCUGAAACGGCAAAAACCUAAGGACCACUUUGGUGUGGAUGGCGAAGAGGGCUGUACACUGGAAGAGGACGAAGUCCUACCAGCGAAAAUUUCCGUGAUACAACCACGACAAACCAAGGUUGACCAGCCUGUUAAGGGACAUAUUGCUAUGCCUGGAAUUAUGCGCGAUAUUAACCCCGAGAAGCCGGUGAAAGCCAUUGAGGCAGCUAAAACCAAAUUGGUCAAAAUUGUGGAUAAUCUGCAAAAGCCUGCUGUUCUUCCUCCCAUUGGCGAAGAUCCCGUUUCGAAAAAAUGGGUUGAACAGAAGGUGGAAGUGUCAAAGCAAAGUGUGGGCACUCAAAUGGCUCAAAUCACUCGUCAUGUUGCCCAGAUUGUUAACCUCACCGCCCCACCCGUUCAGGAGCGGGACUAUGCGGCUAUUGAUCGAGCGGUGAAUACCAUUGUCGAUAAUCUGGAUGAGAUGGUGGACAGCGUGAAGUUUAUUGCGGCUGUGCUGGACGAUGACAAGAAAGGAGAUGAACUGUAUGAUGCAACACAGAAAUUAAUCAAAGCCGUUCGCGAUCUGCUAGACGCAGCAAAACCGGGCGAAGCUCCACGUCAGGAAGUUUUGACGGCCGCCACCAAGGUGGGCGAAACCGGCAAGGAAAUCAUGGAUCGCGUGGAUCCGCUUAGUGUGGAAUAUCAAGAUUCGUUGGUCAUGCUGGCGAAAGCCGUAGCCAAUUCGACGGCUCAUCUCGUACGCAAGGCAAAGGAAGUGGCGGCUGCCACUGAUAAUUUCGAACUGCAAAACCGGAUUAUUCAAGCUGCUACUCAGACGGCUCUUAGCACGUCCGAGUUGGUUGCCUGUGCCAAAGUUUUACUGCCCACGAUUACGUCACCUCCUUGCCAGGAUCAGCUUGUAGAUGCGGCUCGGAAGGUCGCCAAGUCUGUGCAAGAUCUUCUGGAUGCCUGCAAGAUAUCUGGUGCUGAAAAGUAUCUUCUGGAAGAUUUGAACGAUGCUGCCGCCCAGGUUACCAGAGCUUUGAACGAUCUUUUGGGUAUGGUGAAACAGGGCCCAGAAAUCACUCAGGCACCGGUGCCACAUGAGGCAGCGGUGGAAGUUAUCACCCAGAGUACUACACAUUUGUGUGAGGCCCCUGAGCCGGCUGAAAUGAUUCGCCAAGCCAAAGUUUUGGCGCAAGCUACUGCUGAGCUUGUAAAAGGACUGAAGUCGGAAGCAGAAGCUGUUACGGACAAAGAUCUGCAGCGGCGUCUGUUAGCUGCUUCCAAACAGCUGGCGGAUGCCACCACACGUCUCGUUGAAGCAGCUAAGUUAUGUGCCGCUGUGCCACAAGAUCAAGACCGACGCCAAGCAAUGCGUGAUGCAGCCGUUAAUAUUCGUGAUUUGGCCCAGCAGGCUACCGUGGAAGACGAAAAAGCGUACUACUUGAAACGAUUGGAGACCUCAGCUAAGCGUAUGGCGCAAGCUAGCACGCAGACCAUAGCGGCAUCUCAGGCAGUGGAAGCAACCAAUCUGAAUCGCGGUUCACAACAGAAUCUACUAGAGCAGUGCCGCAUUGUGGCUGAUCGGCUGUCGAGACUUAUUUCCGCCAUCAAGUUAACCAGUUCCAGCCCACAGGACAAAGUGGCCAUUGCGCAGUUGCUUCAGAAUAGUGAAGAAGUUUUGUAUCCCGCUGAGGAAUUGGUCAGUGCAGCGAAAGCAGCUGUUCCAACAGUUCAGGAUUCUGCGGCAGCUCAUCGCCUGCGCGAAUCCGCGACAAAUUUGAGCAUCGCCAACGGAGAGUUGCGAACGUCUCUUAACAAAGCGAAAGACUUCCAUACUGUCACUGCUGAAGUGAACGUCGAUACCGCGAUGACCGUUAUCUACUCUCUUGAGCGAGAUUUGGAUGCCUUUAAGCGCGCGGCUCAGAAUGGCUCACUGAUGCCGCUUCCCGAUGAGACGGGCCCAAGUGCUGCUUCACGCCUACAAGCGUCUGCCAAGCAGGUUAGCAGUGCUACGGUCCAGUUGCUCAAUGCAACCAAUCAGGCGGAUGAGAACUUUGUGGCUGAUGCCAGUCAGAACGUGGCGCGCAGUCUGCAGGAUCUUAGUGCUGCUGCCCGUGGCGUGGCAGCUACAAUACCGGAUGAUCCGCAGAGUCAAUUGCGUAUGCUGGACAGUGUGCACGAAGUAGUGGAGCGCAGCGCUUACCUGGUGGACAGUGUGCGUAAUGCUUUCGGCAAGUCGACGGAUCCUGUGGUGCAAAGCAGUCUUGUCGAUGCUGCACGACAAGUAGCCGCGGCUCUGAACCGCUGUCUGAGCUACCUCCCUGACCAGCGCGGUAUCACGAAGGCAAUGAAAACUGUGGAGGAAACAUCCCAGCGGAUUGUUUCACAUGAAACGGUUAUUCGGCCGAGUCGAACCCUGGUGGCGGACGUUUUUAUUGAUCUGAACAAUGCCGGUGCUGUUCUGAAUGAAGCAGCCGGUGACGUGGUUACCUCCACAUACGGCUCCAUGGAGCAGCUGGGCAGCUCUGCCGAGCACUAUUCCGAAGUGUAUAAGCAGUUUGUCGACUCUGGAAUGCAUUUGAUUUCUACAGAAACGGAUACAUACCGCCGUGAUGAAAUGAGAAAAGGUCUGGAGGAUGUCUCUAGCGCCUCAAAACGGCUGUUAGCGUUAGCCAAGCAGACCAAUGGUCAACCGGAUGCAGGACACAUGAAAAAUCAACUAACUGCGGCUGCCAGGGCCGUUACGGAAUCGAUCAAUCAUUUGCUGACAUACUGCGCUCAGUCUCUACCAGGGCAAAAGGAAUGUGAUAACGCCAUCCGCCGCAUUCAGCAGUUGAGAACAUCUCUGGACAACUGUUCGGUACCUGCGAAUAGCCGAACAUAUUACGAAAGUUUGGACGCUGUUCUGGACUCUUCCCGAGUACUGGGAGAAGGUAUGGCGGGUAUUUCAAAUGCCGCUAAAUACAACCAGACUGAUCAGUUCGUCCAAGCGGUGCGAAAUACUACCGAAGCUGUAUCGGCACUGAUCGAAAACUCUGCUCAAGCUGCCUAUCUGAUUGGUAUCUCAGACCCAUCCAGCGUGGUGGGCAAGUCCGGGGUGAUAGAUCAGCGCGAGAUCUCCGAUGCCGUUCAUGGUAUCCACGACGCUAGUCGUGCCAUCACGGCCUCCUCUCCUGUGACUCAGCAACAGAUGCUAGCGGCUGCUACAGUAAUUGCGAAGUAUUCACACACUUUGUGCAGUUCCUGCCGAACGGCAUCCAAUCGUACUCCUAACCCUGUUUCCAAACGACAGUUUGUCCAGUCAGCAAAGGAUAUCGCCACCAGCACAGCAAAUCUCGUUCGGGCUGUGAAGACCCUGGACGGCAGCUUCACUGAAACCAACCGGCAGGAAUGCAUUACCCACAUUAAUCAACUGCUCCGCUCUGUCGACGAUCUUGGUGCCUUUGCGUCUUCUCCGGAAUUCGCUAGCAGUGCUGGCCAGUUAAGUAAUGGUGGACGGAAAGCUCAAGAACCAAUUGUGGUUUCCGGGAAGUGUAUCAUUGAUGCCACCAGCAGCUUGAUUUUGGCGGCCAAAUCGCUUUCAGUUAAUCCCAGUGAUCCUUCCGCUUGGCAAGCAUUAACAUCACAGUCUAAUAAUGUGUCGGAUUCCGUUAAGAGUUUAGCUACUGCCAUUCGUGAUAAAGCGCCUGGACAGACAGAAUGCAGCGAAGCGAUUGAACGUCUGAAUAACUACAUGCGAAUUGUAAAUCGGGCCUCACUGGCGGCUACUAAUCAGAGCCUUCCUCCACGCAAUGAAAACACUACGGAAGGUUUCUAUGAGAUCACUAUCAACACAGCGGUUCAGCUGAGCCAGACCAUUCUCAGUGUGCGCGAGGCAGCGAAGUCGGAAGCGGAAGGUCUGGGACAUGGCGUAUCACGGAUGAGCAAUUACUUCCAGUCGCUAGUGCAGGAUGGCAUUGGAGCGGCUUCACGAGCGCCCAAUUCCAAAGACCAAAUGACUGUUCUUUCUCAGUUGAAGACCGUAUUGGAAGCAUCCAUACAGUUCAUCGAAGUCUGUAAAGCGUGUGGCGGCAAUCCCCGAACCCGAAAUUUACAUGGGGAUGUGAACGAAUCGGCUGACUCCUUGCUCGAAGCUCUUCAUGAAUUCACGCAGACGCUGGAGCGCAUCCAGUCCCAAGCUGGAUUUGUCCGCACAAUGAUUGAUAAUGUCAGUGCCGCAAUCUCAAAGGUCGACCACCGUAUCAGCGCUUCGGAAGAUUCCUUUGUCGAUUUCCAGACUCGCAUGUUCCGUUAUGCAAAGGAAAUGACUCGUGUAACGCACGAAAUAUCCGCCAAAAGCCAGUCGGAACCGCACGAGCUGGGCAAUUUGGCUCAGCAGUUGUACAAUCAUUACAACCUUCUGGCAGAGGAUGCACGGGGAGCACAGUCAGCGAGCGCGAGCAAUGAAAUCGGCCAACGUAUCAGAUCCAGUGUCCAGGAUUUAGGGCACGCGGUGAUCGAUCUCAUUAAAACUGCUGGUUCCGUGCAGAGCAAUCCUUCCGAUACAUAUAUUAAAGACGAGCUUUCGCGCAGUUCAAAGCUGGUCAUUGAAAAAGUCACGCAUGUCCUUUCGGCUUUACAAUCCGGUUCCCGGGGAACGCAAGCGUGUAUUAAUGCCGCUAGUACCGUUAGUGGCGUCAUUGGGGAUCUGGAUACUACGAUUAUGUUUGCCACCGCCGGUAUUCUCCAAGCAGAAGAUGAAAAUGACCGGUUUUCAGACCACAGAGAAGACAUCCUAAAAACGGCUAAAGCUUUGGUGGAAGACACGAAGACUUUGGUGACGGGAGCAGCUUCUAGCCAAGAGCAACUAGCAGUUGCUGCUCAGAAUGCUGUGAAAACUAUUAUUCAACUUGCGGAGGUUGUCAAAAGCGGUGCUGCUUCACUUGGAAAAGAAAACAGUGAAUCGCAGGUCCUUCUUAUCAAUGCGGUGCGAGAUGUGGCGUCAGCAUUGGGUGAUCUCAUCCACGCCACAAAAUCGGCUUCGGGAAAGAGUCUGAACGAUCCAGCCAUGUUAUAUUUAAAAGACUCAGCUAAAAUCAUGGUUACUAAUGUUAUCCUCUUGAAAACCGUUAAAACGGUUGAAGACGAGCAUGCUCGUGGAACCCGGGCUUUGGAGGCUACAAUUGAAGCUUUAAGCCAAGAACUACGAGUGUUUGAUUCUUCCGAUGGAAGCGCUGACGGAAGAACCGCUACCGCAGAAGAUCUUUUGCGUGUAACUAAACCCUUAACCCAAGCGACAUACAAGGCCGUAACCGCCGGAAAAACGUUGAAGCAAGAGGAUGCUAUUACAGCAGCUAACAUGGGUCGCAAGGCUGUUGGUGACUUGCUGUACACGUGCCGCGCUGCGGCUAACGGCUGCGAAUCACCGGAAACGCGCAACAAGGUUUUGUCAGCCGGCCGCGAAGCUGCUAUCAAAUAUCGCGAGCUUCUUUCAACAGUUCACAUGAUUUUGACCAAGCCGGAAGCACGCCAUCUGCAAAACAAUCUUGUGCAGAUGACGCAAAGUAUUGCUUCCGCUGUUGCGCUGAUUGCCGCUGCAGCGGAGAGUAUGAAGGAUUCGGAUACUUGGGUGAAUCCAGAAGAUCCGACUGUGAUAGCCGAAAAUGAACUCCUUGGCGCUGCCGCCACGAUCGAACAUGCGGCGAGGAAACUCAGCCAGCUGCAACCACGAAGAAUCGAGUACAAGGUUGAUAAUGAAAUGCUGAAUUUCGAUAAACUGAUCCUAGACGCCUGCCAGCAAAUUACCACCGCGACGGCCGCUUUAAUCAAAUCCACAUGCGCCGCGCAAGCGGAGUUAGUGGGAGAAGGACGAGUCAGUGCCCGCCCGUUGUACAGCUCAGAAGAUGGACAGUGGUCCGAUGGUUUAAUCAUGGCGGCCCGCACUGUGGCGGCAGCAUGUCACAAUCUGUGUGAAGCGGCAAAUGCUUUGGUCCAGGGUCAUGCUACGGAGGAGAAGCUUAUUGCUUCGGCUAAACAGGUGGCCAGCUCCACCGCCCAACUGCUGGUGGCCUGCCGCGUUAAAUCCGACAGCAAUUCGCCCAGUCUGCAACGACUCCAGGCUGCCGGUAAUGCCGUUAUGCGCGCUACUGACGCCCUGGUCAGGGCAGCCCAGCAGAGCCUAGAUGCGUAUGAGGAGCGUAGUUUGGUCAUAAAUCGGCGAAUUGUAGGAGGAAUUGCGCAAGAAAUCAACGCGCAGGAAGAGGUGCUGAUUAAAGAACGCGAACUGGAAGAAGCGAAAGGAAAACUGACAGCUCUACGGAAAGCUAAAUAUGGCGAGCGUCAGUCUGAUGACGAGUAUUACGGCUAUGGCGCUUCUUCGUCCAGUCACACCUAUCAUUCGCAAUCAGAAACCCGGAUCACCGAAGCCCGAUAUACUUCCGGUUACACCUCGCAGUAAUCGUUGGAACGGAACUUGUCGCGCUAGCUAGCUCAGUCUUCCUUGCUGUUUUAAACCAAAUAUUCCACGGUGGCAGCUGCUUGUUCUUUUAACCAUCCUCUUUAUAGUUGUGACCAAUCAAUCCGCUUUUACGGCAGACUUUUAAAUUACGCUUGUAUGCAUUUAUUUGUCCUGGUGCCUUUUCCUCACACCUGCGUUUUAUUGUUUUAAUUCUUUAAAAAAGAUUGAAUGUCUGAAUAGUUUUAACUUUUAUGUUUUAUGUCACGGAUUGCAUGUUUUUAGUGGAAUUUUACAGUGUUUUUGGUGUUUGUCGGUCUAUUGUGAAAAUUGCAAGUGCCGGUCUUGUUGUCGUAAACUCGUAAUCGCUCGAACAGAUUUCGUAAAGUUAAUUCUGUUCAGUAUAAAUUGAAAAAAAAGUCCCAAAAGUUGA